This is a messenger RNA of Polypterus senegalus (gray bichir), 864 nucleotides long. Its product is annotated as diamine acetyltransferase 1-like. NCBI's taxonomy places the organism in Eukaryota, Metazoa, Chordata, Cladistia, Polypteriformes, Polypteridae. Gene Ontology annotation, molecular function: N-acetyltransferase activity. The record is from RefSeq and is a predicted model, not a curated record. The coding region runs from base 155 to 667 and encodes 170 amino acids. The transcript has 7 exons.
CUGGCGAAAGCUGCAUGUAAGGCCUGGUUGACGGGUCAGCGUCCCGGACUGACUUUCGAGGGUAAGCUGCUGGGAAACUGAUGAAGAAACACCUCCUACUACUUUUCAAGUACAGGGGAUUAGUCAGAAAAGGGAAAAAGAGUAAAAGACGAAAAUGGCCAAGUAUAUAUUACGGAAGGCUGAACCCAAGGACGUCUCUGACAUACUGCGACUCAUAAAGGAACUUGCUAAAUAUGAAGAAAUGGAAGAUCAAGUGAUCUUGACUGAAAAGGAACUACUAGAAGAUGGAUUUGGUGACCACCCUUUCUACCACUGCAUUGUUGCUGAAGUGCCAAAGGAGCCUCAGUCCAUUGAGGGGUACACUGUCGUUGGCUUUGCAAUGUACUAUUUCACAUAUGAUCCUUGGAUUGGAAAACUCCUGUAUCUGGAAGACUUCUAUGUCAUGAAGGAAUACAGAGGUUAUGGAAUAGGUUCAGAAAUCUUCAAGAAGUUGAGCCACACUGCAGUAAAAACUCGGUGCAGUGGUAUGCACUUCAUAGUUGCAGAAUGGAACACUCCAUCCAUCGAGUUCUACAAGCGGCGCGGUGCUUCGGACUUGUCAUCGCAGGAAGGAUGGCGCCUUUUUGAGAUUGACAAGGAAUUCUUAGUGAAAAUGUCAAAAGAGUAAAAGUGCAUAUCAUGGGAAUGCAGAUUUUGAAAUAUUUUAUCCUCAUAAUGAACAUGUGUUCAAAGAUCAUUCUUGCUUAGUAUACUGUAAAAGUGGUGCUUUUAAUUAGAUGAUCUUAAACGUUUCUGCUUAAUUAUGUAUUUUGUAAUUUCAUGUAAAUGUGUAAUAUUUCUAUUUAUAUUAAACCUUGAAAGUUA